UUGAGGGAAAUCGAAGUUCACAUGCAGUUUUGUGAAGAAAUUUGAAGAAAAUUUAAGAAAAAACGGAAAAUUUUAUGAGAAAACGUUAAAAUUCAAACAAAGGAAGCGAAUUUUUUGCUGUCAAUCGUGCGAAAAAGGAAAAAUAAACAAAAAAUUGCCAGAAAUUUUUCGAAAAACGGGAUUUUUUGUCAGAAUCGGAGAUGAUUUCCAUUCCAAAACAGGAUUUUGGUCCAUCGAAGAGGGGUUCCGUCUUCCAAUCGAGCUACGAGUCCUUUUUGAGCGCGAAAGAAGUCAAUAACACACCAAAGCCGGUCCCGAGUAUCAAUAACAACAAAGACGAAGUCAUCGAAUUAGUUCCUGUCGUCAAGAAAAGAGGCCGGAAAUCCAUCAAAGAGCUCGAGGAACUCGCUUCAAGUCGUCCGGAGUCGAUUCAGAACCAACUUUGCGAUAAUUGCCCGUCACUGAUUCACUUAAUUUACCAACAUUUGAACGAAAUUGCCGCUGGUCGUCGAAAUCCCAUCCAAUACGGAACGCCAUCGACCGAAAUUCUCGAACAUUUAUCCGAAGCGCUUGGCUACAACGCACGCCAAAUCCAAAAAAUGAUCGAAACCGCCAAAAAUCCGUUCCGUUGUCGUCACUGCACCGAAGCUUUCGCCACAAAAAUCGAGUGGAAGCUUCACUUUUCCGGGCAACAUGCUGAUUUGAAGACCGUUGCUUGCCUAAAAUGCGAGAAAAUGUUUCAAACGAAGGAAAAUUUGAGAGUUCAUAUGCAAAAAGCGCACAAACCGAAGCCGAAAAAGGACUUUCCGUGUCCUCUGGAUGCUUGUUCGAAGGAAUAUGCAACACUAAAGAUGCUAAAGAGACACUUAACGAUCAGUCACAAGGACCAACAAAAGUUUUUGAAUCUCGAUGAACAACCGGAAGCCUCGAAAUUUGAACAGGAAACGCAAACAAGUGACGAAAAACCUUCGAUUCCGGUGAAAAAAGGACGCGGAAGACCCGUUGGAUCGAAAAAUUCUCAACCUGCUGCUACUUUAAGUGCCAAAAGAGCUCGAAUUACAAAACAAAAGAUUUUUUGAAGAAAUUUCCUUAAAAAUGGAAGGAAAACGUGAUAAAGUGACCUAAAUGUACAAAAAAAAAUUGUCUAAAAUUCAGAGUUUUGUACAAUUAUUUUUUCUUUUAAUGCUCCCUAUUAAAGUAUUUCAUUAAUAUUAACAAAAAAUUGUUUUGUGUAUAUAAAAAAUAGAAAGAAAUUACA
Messenger RNA from Culicoides brevitarsis, 1258 nucleotides. RefSeq names its product zinc finger protein 541-like. Lineage: Eukaryota; Metazoa; Arthropoda; Insecta; Diptera; Ceratopogonidae. Gene Ontology annotation, cellular component: nucleus. The transcript has 2 exons. Gene Ontology annotation, molecular function: RNA polymerase II transcription regulatory region sequence-specific DNA binding; DNA-binding transcription factor activity, RNA polymerase II-specific. The record is from RefSeq and is a predicted model, not a curated record. Gene Ontology annotation, biological process: regulation of transcription by RNA polymerase II. The coding region runs from base 201 to 1079 and encodes 292 amino acids.